AUGGUCUUCCACCUCAUCCCAGCCCUCGCAGUUGCAGGCGUCAAGUAUGUGAUCAAAGAAGCAACUGAUGCCCCGACCUGUGGUAAAUGCGGUAGGGAGAAGAUGAAGAUGUGGGCGGGUUUCCGCAUCAUCUUCCUUUGUGAGGAUUGCGAAAACGGGAUGGAAGUCAAGCUGGGCUUGAAAGCUGUUCAGAUCGCGACUUUUGGCUUGGCGAAUUGA
Molecule: messenger RNA, 219 nt
Organism: Fusarium fujikuroi IMI 58289
Lineage: Eukaryota; Fungi; Ascomycota; Sordariomycetes; Hypocreales; Nectriaceae
Exons: 2
Coding region: 1-219 (72 amino acids)
Source: RefSeq, a predicted model, not a curated record